Vollenhovia emeryi is the source of this 1753-nucleotide messenger RNA. It is a transcript of the gene cathD, whose product is annotated as lysosomal aspartic protease. The record is from RefSeq and is a predicted model, not a curated record. Gene Ontology annotation, biological process: proteolysis. The coding region runs from base 176 to 1324 and encodes 382 amino acids. Gene Ontology annotation, molecular function: aspartic-type endopeptidase activity. The transcript is spliced from 8 exons. NCBI's taxonomy places the organism in Eukaryota, Metazoa, Arthropoda, Insecta, Hymenoptera, Formicidae.
UAACGCCGUGCGUCGAUAGGACGAGAGCAGGCAAGAGCAGGGCGGAGAGAUCCUUGGGAGAGAGCGCGUGAGAGCAUCGGCGACUGUUUCCCCAUUGCGCGUUUCAAUUGCGAUCUGACGGAGCAGUUGCGACGCCCCUAAAUCUUCUUUACUGCCGCCGACAAUUUCGGGAAACAUGCUCCGUCUCUUCGUGCUGGUCGCGGCGCUCGCCGUGCUGAUCGACGCGAGCUUCAUAAGAAUUCCGCUACAAAAGAUACAGUCCGUUCGAAGUUCUUUGAAAGAGGUUGGCACCGAGCUGAGGCAGGUUCGUUUGGCCAUGUCAGAUGUUCCUCCAAACGGAACGGAAAUCCUACGUAAUUACAUGGACGCUCAAUAUUAUGGCGACAUCACGAUUGGUACUCCACCGCAGCCGUUCAGAGUGAUCUUCGACACCGGCUCCUCAAAUCUCUGGGUACCGUCCAAAAAAUGCAGCUGGACGAACAUGGCUUGCUUGCUACAUCAUAAAUAUGAUAGUUCAAAGUCCAGCACGUAUGUGAAAAAUGGUACUGCAUUCGCCAUUCAAUACGGAACUGGUAGUCUGGCUGGGUUCUUAUCUACCGAUGUAGUAACCGUCGCUGGUCUUUCUGUUGAGAACCAAACGUUUGCGGAAGCUGUGUUUGAACCAGGAAUGACUUUUGUUGCUGCGAAAUUCGAUGGUAUAUUGGGAAUGGCUUACGCCUCAAUAGCCGUCGAUGGCGUAACUCCCGUCUUUUAUAAUAUGGUCAAGCAAGGCUUGGUGUCGGAACCUGUUUUCAGUUUCUAUUUAAAUCGAGAUCCCUCGGCUAUUGUGGGUGGUGAAAUGAUAUUGGGUGGCUCUGAUCCCAAGUAUUAUGAAGGUAAUUUUACGUAUGUUCCUGUUACCCGCAAAGCAUACUGGCAAUUUACCAUGGAUAAGAUCGAAGUGAAAGACGACACCUUUUGCCGGCAUAGCUGUCAGGCUAUCGCCGAUACGGGUACCUCCCUGAUAGCUGGACCAACGGCAGAAGUUAAGAGUAUUAACAAAUUGAUUGGAGCUACUUCUUUUGGUUCAGAGGCAAUAGUAAACUGCAACGAGAUGUCUCAGAUGCCUACGAUCACUUUCGUCUUAGCUGGUAAGCCGUUCCCACUCACUCCUGAAGAUUAUGUUCUUAAGGUCACAGAAAUGGGUCGUACGAUUUGUAUGAGCGGCUUCAUGAGUAUGGAUACGCCUGGAUCGUUAUGGAUUUUAGGCGACGUAUUUAUUGGCCGGUACUAUACCGAAUUUGAUUUGGGAAAUAACCAGGUGGGAUUCGCCCCAGCAAAAUAAACAAUUGCCUUCUCAAUCUGAAGUUACCGUUAGCUGCUAGAAGAUCUAAAUGGUCUAAGAUCUAAAUAACUCCGCGAAUAAUUACGUAAAAUAUUUUUUAACAGUGUAGGAAAUUUGAUAACCGACACAACUGGCAAUUUUAAUUAAAGACAAUUAAUCGCGAAAAAAUAUCACCUCAGCCAGGGUACAAUAUUUUUUAAGCAUCGACUUCUCAUUAUGCUUAUUGCCUUGAAAUUUUUUACUUGUGAUCCAUGCGUUGUUACGUUGUAAACAAAUAUGUAUGUGAUACUUUAGAAAAUUAGAACGAAAAUAUGCGAUAUUGUUUCCACAAUGUGGUGUACCUCUCCAUUCUGUAUAGAAUUGUACUGUUGCAAGGUAUAUAUAUUGAAUACAAUUAAGUCUAUUAUAAUAAAAUAAGUAUUCUUUCCA